Zootoca vivipara (common lizard) is the source of this 3507-nucleotide messenger RNA. RefSeq names its product tRNA (cytosine(38)-C(5))-methyltransferase. Lineage: Eukaryota; Metazoa; Chordata; Lepidosauria; Squamata; Lacertidae. The record is from RefSeq and is a predicted model, not a curated record. Gene Ontology annotation, molecular function: methyltransferase activity. Gene Ontology annotation, cellular component: nucleus.
UCUUGCUGGGGGAAAAGGGAGAGAAUGGAGCCGUUGCAUGUGCUGGAGCUCUACAGUGGGAUCGGAGGAAUGCACCAAGCGCUGAAAGCAAGCAGAAUUCCUGCCAAAAUUGUGGCCGCCGUUGAUGUGAACACAGUGGCCAAUGAGGUUUACAUUCACAACUUCCCCGCCACCCCGCUGUGGCCUAAGACAAUCGAGGGAAUAUCACUGAAGGACUUCGACAGGUUGUCUUUCGAUAUGAUCUUGAUGAGCCCUCCUUGUCAACCCUUUACAAGAAUUGGCCGACAGGGUGAUGUUUCGGACCCCAGGACCCGGAGCUUUCUCUAUAUUCUUGAUAUUCUUCCAAGACUUGCCAAGCUACCCAAAUAUUUACUUUUAGAAAACGUCAAAGGCUUUGAAACAUCUUCUGCCAGAGAUGAACUCAUACGAACACUAGAGAAGUGUGGAUUUACGUAUCAAGAAUUUCUCUUGUCGCCAACUUGUCUUGGCAUCCCAAAUUCAAGACUAAGGUACUUCCUGAUUGCAAGGCUUCAGUCGGAGCCUUUUCCUUUUCAAGACCCUGGUAAGAUAUUGACAGAUUUCCCAAGCCAGGAGCCAGCGGAUUCAAAGACGUCCAGAGUUCCUGCAGCCUUGGCCGAGCACAGCUCCCCAGAGGCUACGAAAGAACCAGGCUCUGGUUAUGACAAAGAUGGCGGACAACGCCCACAGGACUUUGUUUUCAAGCUUGAAACAGCGGAGCAACUGGAAAGGAAACAGCAAGCGGACAGUGACCCCUCUGUGCAAAUGCUAAAAGCGUACCUCCAAGAUGACGACGGAGAAGGAAUGAGUCAGUACUUCCUGCCAGCAAAAUCCUUACGGCGUUACGCUUUCCUUCUAGACAUCGUCACCCCCUCUUGCAGAAGAUCUACAUGCUUCACAAAAGGGUAUGGUCACUAUAUAGAAGGAACUGGCUCCGUGUUGCAGACAGCAGAGGAGAUUCAGCUGGAAUCGGUGUUCAAACCCUUUGAGGGUUUGUCCGAGGAUGAGAAGCUUACGAAGCUGUCGACGCUUAAACUGCGAUACUUUACUCCACGAGAAAUAGCAAAUCUACAGGGAUUUCCUCCUGAAUUUGGUUUUCCUGACAAAGUGACCACAAAGCAGCGUUACCGCCUGCUGGGAAACAGCCUCAAUGUACAGGUGGUUGCUAAAUUAAUCUCGAUUCUGGUCGGGUAACGUUGGAAUGCAACAGGAUCGAGGGGAACGGACCAGCAGCCCUUCUGCUCUAUCAAAAGAUGGAUUGCUUCUUUGGAAAUUUCUCCCCGUGGGUAGCUGCUGGUGUUUUAACAUCAUGAUAAGCUCAGGGCUUUACAAUCUCCAAAUGGAGAAAUAUUUAGCCCUCAAUUUGCAUGACCUCCGAAAUCGGAUCUUCGACCAGGGUGCCAAUCAUAGAAUAGAAUCAUAGAGUUGGAAGAGACCACGAGGGCCAUCCAGUCCAACUCCCUGCCAAGCAGGAAAUCAAGACAGAGCAUCCAUUAUUGCUGCCCGCUAUUCUAUUUGCCGACAAAGGUCCGUAUAGUUAAAGUUAUGGUUUUCCCAGUAGUGAUGUAUGGAAGUGAGAGCUGGACCAUAAAGAAGGCUGAUCGCCGAAGAAUGGAUGCUUUUGAAUUAUGGUGCUGGAGGAGACUCUUGAGAGUCCCAUGGACUGCAAGAAGAUCAAACCUAUCCAUUCUUAAGGAAAUCAGCCCUGAGUGCUCACUGGAAGGGCAGAAGACUCCCUGGAAAAGACCCUGAUGCUGGGAAAGAUUGAGGGCACAAGGAGAAGGGGACGACAGAGGACAAGAUGGUUGGACAGUUUCUCGAGAGUUUGACCAGACUGUGGGAGGCAGUGGAAGACAGGAGUGCCUGGCGUGUUCUGGUCCAUGGGGUCACAAAGAGUCUGACACGACUAAACAACAACAUUCUAUUUGGUACCCGCAAAUUAAGGUCAGCCAUUCAAGGCCCCAUUACCUGGAGACCCUGACUUUGAAUCAAGGUUCCAACAGAUGCCCCUCAGCAUCCUUAGUGGGGAGAAACCUGGAAUUCCUCCUAUGGAACACAAAUGCAUCUGUGGAGGCAAUCAGGUCAAAGAUAUCAUGAUUUACCUGCUGAUUUGCCCCUUUUAUACCACACCUGGAUAAAAAUUUUUAUUGUCUAUUAACUCUUUCUCAGGCCAAUCCACACACACACACCCGGAAGUGACAAGGAUCUAACCAUAGCUCUCAAGUUCUCCCUUUUUUUUUAAGGAAAAUUCCCUAAUGCUGAAUAGGCUUCCUCGUGAGAAAAGGGAAAACUUGACAGCUAUGGAUCUAAGCCAGGCAUCCCCAAACUUCGGCCCUCCAGAUGUUUUGGCCUACAACUCCCAUGAUCCCUAGCUUACAGGACCAGUGGUCGGGGAAGAUGGGAAUUGUAGUCCAAAACAUCUGGAGGGCCGAAGUUUGGGGAUGCCUGAUUUAAGCAAUGCUUUGGUUGAUGGAACCAUUGGGCUGAGCUGGCUCGUCUGUUCCUGCUAUGUUAAUGUAUUAUAAUUUUAAAACUUUAUGCUGUAACCAUUUUCUGCUGUAAUUCCCAAAUGUUUGUCUUUAUGUUUGUGUUUUGUAUUCUGAAUAUUGAAGGCAAACAUCAAAGCCUUGAGCCGGUGAUUAGCUUUAUGGAAUAAAACAGUGUUCUGCAAUCAGAAAUCACAGUGCGGCAAGAUAAAAUGUGCUCAGUCUUGGGCUAUGCAUGAAUCUACUGUACCUUAAACAACCCCCCCAAAAAAGUCGAGGUGGUUUUGAUGGAAUGAAGGUAACAGGGCUUUGCACAUACCCCGAACCAAUGCAGGAGCCCAAUCUAGGACUUGCCUCGGUCCAGUAUACCUGAAGGAGCGUCUCCACCCACAUCGUUCUGCCCGGACACUGAGGUCCAGUGCCGAGGGCCUUCUAGCAGUUCCCUCGCUACAAGAAGCCAAGUUACAGGGAACCAGGCAGAGGGCCUUCUCGGUAGUGGCACCCACCCUGUGGAAUGCCCUCCCACUAGAGGUCAAAGAGAACAAUUACCAGACCUUUAGAAGGCAUCUCAAGGCAGCCCUGUUUAGGGAAGCUUUUAAUGUUUGAUGGAUUUCUGUAUUUUAAUAUUUUGUUGGAAGCCGCCCAGAGUGGCUGGGGGAACCCGGUCAGAUGGGCGGGGUAUACAUAUAUUAUUAUUAUUAUUGCUGUGUUUAUCUGUCCUUGCCACCCAACUGCCCCCCCUGAAAACAAGGGUUACUGAAGGGAGGGGCAAAGCGCACCCACCGUAUUUUUCGCUCCAUAGGACGCACCUGACAAUAGGACGUACCUCGUUUUUAGAAGAGGGAAACAAGAAAAAAAUAUUUUGCUUUCUUGAAUUGUCCUAGGCAUAGCAGCCAACUCCUAGAGGCCUAGGUGCCUUUGCCCCCCAUUAAAUAUUUGAGGAAGCUUCUUUUGCAAAGGGGGAAAGCUCCAUUUUUUAAGGAUCAGCUCAAAGUUGUGCAGC